GUUAGCUAUCAACGAAGUUAACAGAGAGACAGGAACAUAUUAUAUAUACAUCACUCUGGCUUUUUGGUUGAUAUAUGAUAUAUGAUCUGUUAAAAGCUAUGGAUAAUCAAGAACAGCUACUGAACCUGGGAAGAUCUCUUGCAGUGCCAUGGGUUCAAGAUCUGGCCAAGGAGACGAUGACUACAAUUCCACCACGAUAUGUGAGGCCCCAUCAAGAUCCUCCCCUCAUCUCAAAUACCUCCUCUUUACCUCAACUCCCUGUCAUCGACAUGCAAACCUUACUUUCCAACAACGACGAUUUCUCAGAGCUCGACAAGUUGCACCUUGCUUCUCAGGAAUGGGGUUUCUUCCAGCUGAUAAACCAUGGGGUGAGCAGUUCGUUGUUGGAGACUGUGAAGUCUGGCAUUCAAGAAUUUUUUGAACUCCCAAUGGAGGAGAAGAAGAAAUAUUGGCAACAAGGAGGAGAUGUAGAGGGAUUUGGGCAGGCCUUUGUCGUCUCUGAGGAGCAGAAGCUUGACUGGGGAGACCUUUUCUACAUGGUCACUCUUCCUACCUAUUUGAGGAAGCCCCACUUGUUUCCCAAGCUUCCACUCCCAUUGAGAGACAACUUAGAAGCUUACUCAGCUGAAUUAAAAGCUCUUGCAGUAAAAAUCCUAGACCUAAUGGCAAAAGCUCUGAGAAUGGAAGCUAGGGAAAUGAGGGAGUUGUUUGAAGAAGGAUGGCAAGGUAUGAGGAUGAACUAUUAUUCUCCAUGUCCGCAGCCAGAGCUUGCCAUUGGUCUCAAUCCUCACUCUGAUCCCGUUGCCCUAACAAUCCUCCUGCAAAUCAAUGAGGUCGAAGGCCUACAGAUUAGGAAAAACGGGAUGUGGAUUCCAGUUAAACCUCUGCCUAACGCUUUUGUUGUCAACAUAGGUGAUGCUCUGGAGGUAAGUACGUAGCCCAAGAUUUUGAAAAGAAUAAUAAUAAUAAAAAGAAAAACCUCCUUUGUCGCCAAUUCAAGCUGCGGGCAAAGACCCACUUCAAGUAUUUUUCAUAUUUUUUUUAGAUGAAUCAUUGCAUAUAUAAACGCAUAUUUAUAUAUAAAACGUGAUAAACUUAGGG
Juglans regia (Persian walnut) is the source of this 1101-nucleotide messenger RNA. RefSeq names its product protein SRG1-like. Lineage: Eukaryota; Viridiplantae; Streptophyta; Magnoliopsida; Fagales; Juglandaceae. Bases 75 to 938 code for a protein of 287 amino acids. The transcript has 3 exons. The record is from RefSeq and is a predicted model, not a curated record.